This is a messenger RNA of Anisakis simplex (herring worm), 555 nucleotides long. The record is from the annotation of a GenBank genome assembly. Lineage: Eukaryota; Metazoa; Nematoda; Chromadorea; Rhabditida; Anisakidae.
AUGUUAUUCGCUGUUUAUGUGUUUUAUAUUCUCACGAGAUGCUUAUUCGGUGAGGGAUUAGAUACCUCGCCAAACGAAGAGAGUCGCUAUGCAAUAGCUCAAAUUCGAAGUGCACGAGGUGAUAUCAAAGGAUUUAUUUGGUUCGAACAAAAGUUCACACCAAGCCGUCAUUGCUUGAUUCAUGCGAAUAUCACUGGAAUACCUGGUGAGCACGGAAUAGCGAUAGCGGAUUGGGGUAACAUGCAAAAUGGAUGCGAAAGUAUGGGUUAUACUUUCAAUCCAGACCGCAUUUCUAAGCACGUUUCAUUUAACAAGCCAAUGCAUCGAGUCGGUACUUUAGGGAAUAUCAUCGAUGGAAUGUACGAGGAUGCAAAUAACCGGUAUGUGACGUUGUUCGGUAGAAAUAGCGUGAUUGGUAGGGGGGUGGUGAUAUUCGAGAAUAGGGACGAUGGAGGCGACAUGAAUACCAUCGAGAGCAGAUUCGAUGGAAACGUCGGGAAAGCGAUCGCGUGUGGUAUUAUUGGGCGAGUUGCAGGCCCUUCUGACAGAUCGUAA